Messenger RNA from Drosophila eugracilis, 1601 nucleotides. RefSeq names its product tachykinins. The record is from RefSeq and is a predicted model, not a curated record. Lineage: Eukaryota; Metazoa; Arthropoda; Insecta; Diptera; Drosophilidae.
CGGCGGGUUCGUUACGCGAGCAGUUACAAACACUAAAAAAUAGUUCAGCAAAAUUGAAAGUGAAAGAUAUUACCAAAGAAGAUUGGCCACAUUUCAGCGCAUUGACUUCCACGCCCGCCUAAAAGCUCGCUACAUCCAAUGCGCACUCAAAACGGUUUGAUAGCGGUGGCGCUAGUGCUGCUGCUUCUGCUUACGGCACCUUCUAGUGCUACGGAUGCUGAGACAGAGUCCUCCGCCAGCCCACUGCCGCCGGAUGGCGAGCAACCUCGCCGGGUGGUGAAGCGGGCCCCGACGUCCAGCUUCAUUGGUAUGCGCGGCAAGAAAGACGAGGAGCGGGACACUUCGGAGGGCAAUUGGUUGGGACCAGGACCCGGAGCGGGACCUGAUCCUUUAGACUACGCUGACGAGGAGGGAGAUGCUUACUACUCCGAGAACGGUCGGCGAUUAAAGAAGGCACCAACGGCCUUUGUGGGUACGGGGAAGAAGCUCGUACCUAUCAACGCUCGCUUUUCCGAUGUUCUGCAGAGCUUGGAGGAGGAGCGGCUCCGGGAGAACCUGCUGCAGGAUUUUUUCGAGCGAAUUGCAGCAGGUGAUGCGACAGCGGUGGGCAAGCGGGCACCUACAGGAUUCACGGGCAUGCGGGGAAAACGUCCUGCUCUGCUAGGCGGAGACGAUGACCUGGAUGAUGAUGACGCCACAGAGCUACAACAAAAGAGGGCGCCAGUCAACUCCUUUGUGGGGAUGCGCGGCAAGAAGGACGUCUCCCACCAACACUACAAACGGGCAGCUCUCUCAGAGUUCUGGCACAAUUUCUUUAAAAAGUCCUACGAUCUGAGGGGCAAACAACAACGCUUCGCAGACUUCAACAGCAAAUUUGUGGCAGUCCGCGGAAAGAAGAGCGACCUGGACGGAAACGGCAUUGGUAUCGGAGAAGUCCAGCAACAAUCUCUGGUACAUCCAUGGCUCUAUCUUUGGGGUGAAAAAAGGGCGCCCAAUGGAUUCUUAGGCAUGCGAGGCAAACGGCCAGCACUUUUCGAGUAGGCGUCGUUGAGUGAUUUGAACGAUCUUGAUGGAAGUUCCUCUUAGAGCUACAAAAACUAGGAAAUGCAAGAGCAGAUGGAGGCAGUGGACCGGGAGAGCAGUUUUGGACACAGAUUGGAUCACAGGAGUGUUUCAAAUAAUCGCUGGGCUGGAGAUUAUUUCAAACACGAAGACACAAAAAUACACGAUGAGAACUUGCUCUGUUAGUUGACACACAAAUUUCAGCUUAAUGUAUAACGAGACUUGCGAAUAAUGUAUUGUAAAUUUAAUUGAAAUUGAUGGUUGCUUCAAAGAUUGAGUGGGUUCAAUUAUACUAUUUGCAUAUCUAAGUGUAAACUUUUAAUCAAAAUUAUAAUGAAAACUAGAACAAAUUGAAUUGAAUUGCACAACAUAAAAUACGAAGAAAACGGGGAAACAUUUAUUUAUUUAUUUUCAAAAUAUAUUUAAAGAAAUAAUUUCAUUGUGGUACAUCUAUGUAUACAAGAGAAUAUAUACACCUACAUAAAAUAGCACAACUAAAUAUUGUAAAUAAUGAAUAAAUAUUUAUUUCAAAAACUGAA